AUGUUGAACGUUUUCAGAAUAGCAGGUGAUUUCUCUCAUUUGGCUAGUAUCAUCAUUUUGAUACAAUCGAUCACAACAUCUAACUCAGUUGAUGGUAUCUCAUUGAAAACUCAACUGCUAUACACCUUGGUCUUUAUCACACGUUAUUUGAACCUAUUUACCAAAUGGACCUCCUUGUACAACUUCUUAAUGAAAAUUGUUUUCAUUUCAUCUUCGGUUUACGUCAUUGUGUUAAUGCGCCAACAAAAAUUUAAAAACCCUGUCGCAUAUCAAGACAUGAUCACCAGAGAUCAAUUUAAAAUCAAGUUUUUAAUAGUACCAUGCAUUCUCCUAGGAUUAAUUUUCAAUUAUCGUUUCAGUUUUAUACAAAUAUGCUGGUCCUUCUCUCUAUGGUUGGAAAGUGUUGCAAUCCUUCCUCAAUUGUUUAUGUUGACUAAAACAGGUAAAGCAAAACAAUUGACAUCUCAUUAUAUUUUUGCAUUGGGGUUAUACCGUGCCUUGUACAUUCCAAAUUGGAUAUGGAGGUAUUAUACCGAAGAAAGAUUCGAUAAAUUAUCAGUUUUCACCGGUGUGAUUCAAACUUUAGUGUACUCUGAUUUCUUCUACAUCUAUUAUCAGAAGGUUAUCAAACUCGGUGGAGAUUUAGAAUUACCACAAUAG
Messenger RNA from Kluyveromyces lactis, 660 nucleotides. It is a transcript of the gene ERD2, whose product is annotated as Erd2p. The record is from RefSeq and is a predicted model, not a curated record. NCBI's taxonomy places the organism in Eukaryota, Fungi, Ascomycota, Saccharomycetes, Saccharomycetales, Saccharomycetaceae. The coding region runs from base 1 to 660 and encodes 219 amino acids. The transcript has 2 exons. Gene Ontology annotation, molecular function: ER lumen protein retrieval receptor activity. Gene Ontology annotation, cellular component: endoplasmic reticulum; cis-Golgi network; membrane. Gene Ontology annotation, biological process: protein retention in ER lumen; endoplasmic reticulum to Golgi vesicle-mediated transport.